Drosophila ananassae is the source of this 1010-nucleotide messenger RNA. Its product is annotated as zinc finger protein interacting with ribonucleoprotein K. The record is from RefSeq and is a predicted model, not a curated record. Gene Ontology annotation, biological process: regulation of transcription by RNA polymerase II. NCBI's taxonomy places the organism in Eukaryota, Metazoa, Arthropoda, Insecta, Diptera, Drosophilidae. Gene Ontology annotation, cellular component: nucleus. Gene Ontology annotation, molecular function: RNA polymerase II cis-regulatory region sequence-specific DNA binding; zinc ion binding; DNA-binding transcription factor activity. Bases 95 to 994 code for a protein of 299 amino acids. The transcript has 4 exons.
UGGAACGGUUGCCAUUCGCAUAGAAGGGCCCAACUUUUAAUUUGAGGAGCUGUUUAAACAAUCUUAUGUGAACUGUACCAAGGAUAACAAAAGGAUGCAUGAGGAAAUGACUGAAAAGGAUUCCCAGUGUCGCAUCUGCCUUUUGCAGCCCAAGGAUGAGUCGCUUAUGCCCACAGAGACCAAUUUCCUGGAGCAGAUCCGAAGUUGCACCGGGAUUCAGAUGACGGAAACUUCAAAUGGGUCCAGUCUUAUAUGCACCAGUUGCGCCCUGCUGCUACGGGCGGCGUUGAAGCUGAGGACUCUUUGCCAGGAGGCGCAGAAGGAGCUGGAGCGAAUACAAGACGAGGAAUCUGCUAAAGUAGAUGAAGAAAAGGAUAACGAGGAAGGCGCUGACAGUGAUGCCAUGUUCGAGGAGUAUGUGGUUACAUUGGAUGGCACCGAAUUCUCCUCAGAUGUCGAUGAAAUCAUCAGCAUUGAGCCCGCCGAUUCACUGCCUCCUUCGCCUAUAAGGGAAGAGCCGUUGUCCAUGGACGGCGGCGUUUCAUGUUCCGAACCAGAAAAUAGCUCCGCUCAAGCGUUACUAUUUUCCUGUAAUUUAUGUCCAAAUGUUUAUAGUCAUCGUGUCAAGUUGACGGCUCACUUGAAAGUUCACAAUAACGAUAAGCCGCACGAGUGCGAAAUCUGCCACAAACGAUUCCGCCAGACUACGCAGCUAGCUAGGCACAUGAACACUCACACCGGCAAUCGUCCCUAUAAAUGCGAUUUCUGCGACUCUUGCUUUGGGGAUCCCUCCACCCGAAUCAAGCACCAAAGGAUACACACAAAUGAAAGGCCGUACAAGUGCAAGUUCUGUGCAAAAACGUUUUCUUAUUCCAACGUGCUACGAGUUCACAUGAAGACGCAUACGGGAGAACGUCCAUUCGGAUGCCGACUUUGCCAUAAAACAUUCUCCCAACCGCAUCAUAGAAAAUACCAUGAAAAAACACACAAGUGAUGAAGGGGAGUUCCUU